Messenger RNA from Daucus carota subsp. sativus, 767 nucleotides. RefSeq lists its product as uncharacterized. The transcript has 3 exons. The record is from RefSeq and is a predicted model, not a curated record. Bases 152 to 334 code for a protein of 60 amino acids. NCBI's taxonomy places the organism in Eukaryota, Viridiplantae, Streptophyta, Magnoliopsida, Apiales, Apiaceae.
GAUUGUCGAAGCCCAAUUGUACUCUCAGUCUAUCGAGCCUCUCAAGUCUCAACUGAACUUGGGAAUACUGUGCAACGACCGACUCCGGGGAAUUUAUCUGUCUCUCUGUGCUGUUAAUUCCUUCUCUCGAUUCAAAGCAGCAUUUAGAGACAUGCCACACAGAACACGCCCAAUGGCUGCUCUGUUGCUGUUUACUGGUCUUAAUGUUGUUCUUGUUUCAACAAUUACUCCAGUCUAUGAUUUUGUCUGUUUCCAUCCUUACUGGGAAAGAAGGCGAGAACGUCGACGUCAAGAACGUGAAGCUGCUUCAGCAAGUAGUGCUAUAUCUACAUAAAUGAUUUGUACCAACAGUCUAGUUGUUUGCAAUCUUGCCAUACAUUCAAUUAUCAAGAAGCUGUCUAGAAGAAGUACUUGUGACUUUCGAAGUUCUAGAGUUGGAAGUUGUUGAAUGGUGCUGAUCUGAAUCAGUGAAGCGCGGAAAUCAGACAUAAAUGCAAUGAACUAAUAUAUCUGCUGCAAUCUUAACUGAUUAUUCAAGACUUUUGCUUUUAGUGCAAAUGUAUCCCAACUCGAACACGAAUUGACAAUAUAAACAAUGUUGAACAAACGAAGACAACUCUACUUUCCGUGUAUGUUUGCAUAUAUUUCAGACACACUAGGUGUCUGUGAUGCAACUGUUAGAACUACGAACACUGAAUUAUGUGGUAUCAGCAGAAUGUGUAUCAGACAGUAAUACUUUUGGUAAGCACAACUUUACUCGGGCUACA